This is a messenger RNA of Mastomys coucha (southern multimammate mouse), 1940 nucleotides long. Its product is annotated as zinc finger protein 254-like. Gene Ontology annotation, biological process: regulation of transcription by RNA polymerase II. The coding region runs from base 113 to 1888 and encodes 591 amino acids. NCBI's taxonomy places the organism in Eukaryota, Metazoa, Chordata, Mammalia, Rodentia, Muridae. The record is from RefSeq and is a predicted model, not a curated record. Gene Ontology annotation, molecular function: RNA polymerase II cis-regulatory region sequence-specific DNA binding; DNA-binding transcription factor activity. The transcript is spliced from 3 exons.
AGUCUACAUCCCGUACACGACCUUUGUGUUGGAAAAUGUGAGCGUGGUUUCCAGCUUUUGGAAGCCCCGGUGGCCCUUACGAAAUCACGGGUGCUGGAGAUGCAGGAGAGCCAUGGAGAUGGAGCAAUUGACCUUCCGUGAUGUGGCCGUUGACUUCUCUCCGGAUGAGUGGGAAUGCCUGGACCCUCCUCAGCAGAGGCUGUAUAGGGAUGUGAUGGUAGAAAACUACAGAAACCUGGUCUCUGUGGCUCUUUCUCAUCAUUGUACCCAGAACUUAUCACCAGAACAGAUCCUAAAAUAUUCCUUCCCAAAAGUGACUAAUGGAAGUGACAGCCUUAAACAUUUAUACGUAAGGGAAGACUUUGCCAAUGUAGAUGAGAAUAAAGGAGCAGCCUGCCAUGAUAGACAUAAGCAAUGUCUGAUCACAAGCAAUACCAAAGACAACAAAGAUCAAGAACAGAAAACAGAUCUGGAAAAAACUCAUGCUAGGCCAGAUACUUUUGAUGAGCCAUGUGUCUAUAACUGUAAAUAUCCACAGGAAAUUCUUCAGCAUGACUUAACUUUGAAAGAAAGUUGGGAAGAUCUGAUAGAUAGAUUAUUGUUUCACUCAAACAAUUCCAUAAACAAAGAAUUAAGAAACCGAGGACUGAUCUCUAAAAGUGAUCAAGUCCAGUCUUCCUAUCCUGAAAGAUCCUUACUCUUCAGUCAGCAAAUACCUGUCUCCUGUGGCCAAGAGCACAAUUCUAGUGAUUGGGGAUUGCCUGCUACUGAUCCGUUACUGCAUAGCCAAAAUCUAGUUACAGAUGUUUGGGAAGCCCCUUACAUGUAUAAGGAAACUAGCAAAGCUUUUAGUAGUGGAUCUUUACUAAAUAGUUGCAACGAUGUGGAUAUCUUAGAGAAAUCUGGUCAGUGUAACAAAGUACAUAAUGACUUUGACCAUUGCUUGAGUGCCAACAAGCAUCAAUGUACUCUUCCAGAGAAGCUUUUCAAUUGUGAUAAUUUCUUUAUUCAAUGUUCAAAGCUUACUAUUCAUCAAUAUAACUAUAUUCAAGAUAAUCAUUACAAGGAUGUAGAUUGUGACACAAUGUUUAAUAAAACUUUAAAUGUUACUACACGUAGAAGUCAGCAUUCCCAGAAAUCCUACAAAUGUAAUGAAUGUGGCAAAGCCUUUAAAUAUUGCUCAAGUUACAGAAAACACAGCAUAAUUCACACAGGAGAGAAACCCUUUAAAUGUAAAUUAUGUGGAAAAUCCUUUACCCAGUGUGCAAGCCUUAAAAAACAUCAGAGAAUCCACACUGGAGAGAAACCCUACAAAUGUGAAGAAUGUGGCAGAAGCUUUAACCACUACUCAAUUCUUGGUCAGCACCAGAGGAUUCACACAGGAGAGAAACCUUACAAGUGUAAGCAGUGUGGGAAGUCCUUUACUCAGUGUUCAAGCCUUCAGAAACACCAAGUGAUCCACACUGGAGAGAAGCCCUAUAGAUGUGCAGAAUGUGGCAAAUCCUUUACCCAAAACUCAACCCUUAGUCAACACCAGAGAAUUCAUACUGGAGAAAAACCCUACAAAUGUGAACAGUGUGGAAAGGCCUUUACUCAGUGUUCAAGCCUUAGAAAACACCAGAGAAUUCACACUGGAGAGAAACCCUACAAAUGUGAAGAAUGUGGCCGAGCCUUUAACUGCCGUUCAUCUUUUACUAAACACAAGAGAAUUCACACAGGAGAAAAACCUUAUAAAUGUAAAGACUGUGACAAAGCUUUUAUCCACUGCACAAACCUUAUUCAGCACCAGAGAAUCCAUACAGGAGAGAAACCAUACAAAUGUAAUGAAUGUGGGAAAUCCUUUAGUCAAUGUUCAAACCUUAGAAAACAUGAAAGAAUUCAUACAUGAAUAAAACUAACAGAUGUACAGAAUCUAGUAAAUCUUUUAUCCAUAGACAAAA